AUGCAAGCGGUAAAGUGCGUGAUAGUCGGUGAUGGAGCUGUAGGGAAGACAUGCCUUCUGAUCAGUUACACCACGAAUGCAUUCCCCAAUGAAUACAUUCCUACCGUCUUUGACAAUUAUAGUGCAACAGUGAUGGUAGAUUCAAAGCCAAUUAACUUGGGGUUAUGGGAUACAGCAGGACAAGAAGACUAUGAUAGACUUAGACCACUUUCAUAUCCACAGACAGACGUGUUUCUUAUUUGUUUCUCUGUUGUCUCUCCUCCUUCUUUUGAUAACGUAUCAUCAAAGUGGCAACCUGAAGUCGUUCACCAUUGCCCUAAGACUCCUUGCCUCCUUGUCGGAACUAAGUUGGAUAUGAGAGAAGACAAAGACCAACUCAAGCGACUCGAGGAGAAAAAGAUCACCCCAAUCACCACUGAACAGGGUAUGGCUAAGGCAAAAGAUAUCGGAGCUGUUAAGUACAUCGAAUGUUCUGCUCUCACACAGAAAAAUUUGAGACUCGUCUUCGAUGAGGCAGUGAGAGCCGUCAUCUCUCCCGCUGCAGGCGCUACAAAAUCAUCAGGCAAAAAACAAGGGUGCGCUCUGUUCUGA
Molecule: messenger RNA, 591 nt
Organism: Entamoeba invadens IP1
Lineage: Eukaryota; Evosea; Mastigamoebida; Endamoebidae
Product: RAC GTPase, putative
Exons: 1
Coding region: 1-591 (196 amino acids)
Biological process (GO): cortical cytoskeleton organization; establishment or maintenance of cell polarity; regulation of cell shape
Cellular component (GO): cell projection; plasma membrane; cytoplasmic vesicle
Molecular function (GO): protein kinase binding; GTPase activity; GTP binding
Source: RefSeq, a predicted model, not a curated record